AGCUGGAGGCCCUGCUGGGCCGCCAUGGUGGCGGCGGCGGCAGGGGGGAAGCAGGAGGAGGCAGGGAAGCAGGAGGAAGCGGAGCAGGAGCAGGAGGCGCUGUUGCUCUUUCCUCCCCUGCUACCGCUGCCCCUGCUGCCUCCGAGCCCCUUCGCGUGCUGGAGCUGUGUUGCGGCACGGGUGCCUCACUGGCCUUCAUGUGUCGCAUGGGCUUCUCAGUGACGGGAGUGGAGCUGGUGCCGGCUGCCUGCCGGGUGGCGGCAGCACGACUGCAGCAGGCAGCGGCGGAUGUGGCGGCGGCGGUGGCAGCGGAGGCGGCCAAGGCAGAGGUGGCCAAGGCAAGGGGGAUGGCUGCUGCUGCUCCCGCUCCCGUUGCUGUUCCCGUACUUGUGGUGGAGGUACGGCAGGUGCAGGAGGCAGGAGGGGCAACGUACGACACCACACCGUACGACACCACAACCACCCCUCCUCCUUCUCACCCCCACCCCCACCACCUGCUGCUCCAAGGCGACCUCUUCGCCGCCCGCCUGCCGCCCGCUGCCGUACACCUCGUGUACGACUGCCAGGGGCUGCAUGCCGUACCGCCGCAGCUGCGGGUACCGUACGUUGCCGUACUGCAUGCGGCGCUGAGGAGGGGCGGGUUAGCGCUGCUGCUGGUGGGCAGGAGCGAGGAGGAGGGUGAGGAGGAGGGUGUGAGGGAGGAGGAGGGGCUCAUGUUGACGUCCGCAGGCAGGGAGUGCUCGCAGGCAAAAGGUUGUGACGCUGGGGAUGAAGAUGGACGUCGGAAUGAGCUCAGGGUCACCAUGGAAGCAAAGGGCGGUGCAGGGGUGAUCAGCAGCCGCAGUGGCACCAACAGCAGCGCCAGCAGCAGCAGUCGGGGUCCCUCCCUGCUGAGUCUACCCCAGCUCCGGUCGCUGUUCCCGCCCGCCCGCUGGCGCUGGUGCGGCUGCUGGCGGAGCGUGUUCGAUGCCACCCCCGAGUACGACAAGCUGGCCGCUCGUCCACCCGCUUGGUGCCUGCUGGUACGGAAGCUGUGAUGCACGGGUGCAGGACGGUGGGUGGGUGGUAGGAUGUCAUGGGGUUUCGUUAAAAGAGGAGCAGGAGGAGGGGAAUCUUUAGAAACUCUGGAGUUGGUGUGGAUGCGGGUGUGUGCGGAGGUGUGCUGGGAUAUCGGAGCCGUAUCCGGAUACGUCAGGGUGGCCAGUAGGUGGCCGGUAGGG
Astrephomene gubernaculifera is the source of this 1220-nucleotide messenger RNA. NCBI's taxonomy places the organism in Eukaryota, Viridiplantae, Chlorophyta, Chlorophyceae, Chlamydomonadales, Astrephomenaceae. The record is from the annotation of a GenBank genome assembly.